GGUGCUAAGAAGGGCGAGGCGCAAGGAGUGAGUGGAUGUGAGUGAGCAUUUCCUUCCACCACAGUGGAGUUGAAGUGCCUGUCGUCUUUCGUCAAGCUCUUCUUCUGCUGGUGCCACAGAGAGGCACCACGACACACCAACGCAGAUACCGCUGCCAUGGUAUAUGAGCAGGCCGGCGACAGAGACGCACAGCACAUCAUCACACAGAAUGAUCUUCAUCGCAUCUCUCUCUGUGUUGGCUCUUCUGCAUGGGCGUGUUGUGUUGUGUGCCCGUCUUGUGUGUGUGCGCGCAUGGCGUGGCGUAGAACAAGGCGCAGCGGGAGAAGGUGACUCAGUUCCAGAAUGUGACGGGGGCGCCGCAGAAGGUGGCCAAUGACUACCUUAAACGAUUCAGCUGGUGCGCCGCACUCUGAAAUGCACCAGAAGGUCUGAUCUCAUGACUGACAUAACAUGCUUGUCUGUAUGAUUAGGUCCCUCGACCAGGCUGUGGACAAUUUCUUUGCUGAAGGUGCGUGAGUGGGGGUGUGUGCAGAGAGGUGCAAAGAUGGGUGGGUGGAUGGAUAGCCAGGCACCAAGUAUGUGCAGACGGGGGGGACAUGCCUUUCUGUCUGUCUGUGUGUCUGUCUGUCUGUCUGCAGGCAAUUCCUUUUCGGCCAAGAACCCCAAGACGGACACAAAGAAACUCGAGAACUUCUUCAAGAAAUACAAAGGUAACCAACCACACAGACAGACCAGCCAGCACGAAGGAUGCAACACACAUACAGAGAAAGCUUUGCUCUCCUUGCCUGUGUGUGUGUGUGUCAGAGAACGACCCGAAUGCGAUGGAGGAGCACAUCGGCAUCGACGGCACCCAGCAGCUGUGCAAAGACAUCGGUCGGUAUGCACGCAGCCAGGCAGCCAGGCAGAGGCAAUAAAGGAAACAUCACGCACAUAUCGGUGUCGCUCUUGUGUGCACGUCUGUCUGUUAGGGGUGGAGGUGAGUGAUCCCGUCACCCUGGUGCUGGGCUACCACUGCGGCGCCAAGAACAUGGGUACGUCUGGCGGUCGUGUGCGCGCCUGGCCGGCCGGCCGCGCAAUCGUGCAUGCCACGCCUAUGCUGGCUGUGUGACUGUGUGGGCGGCACUAACAGGUGUGUUUACGAAGGACGAGUUCACCAAGGGCAUGAACGCACUCGGGUGAGCAGCUGAGCCCGUCGGGGUAGGCACUGGCCUACAGGUAGCGUGGCCGGCUGCACUAUGUCUGUGUGUGUGUGUGUGUGGUUGAUCGAUCAGUGUUGAUUCGGUGGAGAGGUUGAGGGACAAGCUGCCAGAGAUGCGGGCGACACUCAAGGUCAGCCAGCCAGCCAGCAAAGCGAAGCGAAGCGUGCGUGUGGGUGGGUGCAUGCCUGUGUUGCUGUGUGUGUCGUUUCUCUGUUUGUCUGUCUGUCUGUCUGUCUGUCUGUUUGUCUGUGUAGGAGAGGGUUCGCUGCAAGGACAUCUACGGCUUCACCUUUCAGUUCGCACUCGACCAGGGACAGCGCACCCUACGUAAUCGUCAACCGAAGACGCACACCACACAAACAUAUGUAGAGGUGUCCGUGUGCUGUGUGUGUGUGUGUGUGUGUGCAGCGCUUGAGAUGUGUGUUGAGUUCUGGAAGAUGCUGCUGCGGUGAGUGAGCGAGGCGCCUACGGACGAAAGACCCAACACAUCUCUCUCUCUGUCUGUGGACAUUUCUCUCUCUGUGCCAACACAUCAUCUCUGUCUGUGUCAGGGACCAUUUCACCCUUCUGGACGACUGGCUCGAGUUCGUCAAGGUACACAUACACACACAUCCACACUCAGAGCCAGCCGGACAAGUGACCUCUGUGUGUGUGUGGGCGUGUCUGUGGGUGGCAGGAUCACUGCAAGAACAACGUCACCAAGGACACCUGGAUGGUGUGUACGUGUCUGCCGACGGUGGAUGGAGCUCACAGAGAAGAGCAGGCACACGUGUGUAUGUGUGUGUGUGUGUGUGUUGGUGCAGAUGUUGUACGACCUGGCGACCACCAUCAGCCCCGACCUCUCCAACUACGACGGAGACGGUACGCGCAGCGCAUCGCAUCGACCCACGCGCACACCCACCAGCGCGCAAAAACCUGAUGGUCCAUCCAUCCAUCCAUCCAUGGUGUCUGUCUGUCUGAAUGGAUCAGGUGCGUGGCCUGUGCUGAUUGACGAGUUUGUCGAGUGGUGGAACGAAAACAAGAAGAACCAAGACACCUCCAUGAGCGAAUGACGCACGCACCCAGCACCACACCCACCCACAUGGAUGGAUGGAUGAACACACGCAAGCACACACGCUCACACACGUCGGUG
Vitrella brassicaformis is the source of this 2331-nucleotide messenger RNA. NCBI's taxonomy places the organism in Eukaryota, Vitrellaceae. The record is from the annotation of a GenBank genome assembly.